CUAUCGCGGUCCCACUUUAUUCGCCAAGUCAACCACAGCCUACAUCGCCCGCUGUUCCCAGUCGAAUUUUUGUGUGCGCCAAAUCCAGCGGGGGCCAAAAUCAAUAAUCUGGUUGUGUGAUUUUCGCGGCUUUUUUUUUGUGUUUUCUUUUAAAAAACAAUCAAUACCCGAAGGUAACGUGUGUAGACAACUAACAAUUCACCUCAGUGUGCGUUUGCAUUCGUUGACGCUUGACAUAUUGAAUGGGCACAGAAACCAAGAGCAACAGUUACACAGGACAGAUUUCAACAAGUGGCGGCAACCCCAAAGUGAUGAAAGAUUCUUUAUCCUUAGUUCGUCAGACGGUCAAUCAGCACUCGCAAUCGAACCAGGUCCAGAACCAAUUGAAUUCUAAUUCCAAUUCGUAUCCAAACGAAAGCGAUAACGAACACGACAACAAUUCGCGUGAUAUUCAAGCAAAACAGGAGGAUAAAUCAAGAAAAGAGGCGAUUGUUCCCUUUGUCCCCAUAUUUGUUGAAGAAGCCGACGUGAUUCAAGGGGCCAAGGAACUGUUGAAGGUUAUUCGACCGACCUGGGACCUCAGCCACGUCGAGUUUAAGAGUUUUACCGAUGGAAUCACGAACAAACUGGUCGGAUGUUUCCAUAAUGAAAUUUCCAAACUGAGAGAUGAGAACGGCGGAUCGUAUCUACCUAUCAAGACCCAGGGUCUGUCGCCAGUGCAGUCCGAGGAUCCUGUCAUCAUCGAGAAGGACGAUGAGGAGUUCACAGACGAUCUGGCAGCGGACGGGGCACUUGUACAGUACUCCGAUAACGUAGUGCUGGUCAGGAUAUACGGAAACAAAACGGACCUACUGAUAGACCGCAAGGCGGAGACGCAAAACUUUCUUCUACUGCAUACGUACGGCCUAGCGCCAUCGCUGUAUGCCACGUUCAAGAACGGCCUCGUCUACGAAUACGUACCUGGAACCACCCUGAACACGGACAGUGUGCUCUGCCCAGAGAUUUGGCCCUUGGUUGCCCGUCGCAUGGCCGAGAUGCAUCGCAAAGUGAGGAAGCACGGGGAAAGCUCGGCGACGAAACCAUUGCCUAUGAUUUGGAAGAAGACGCAGAGCUUUCUGGAUUUAGUACCUGAACGUUUUAGUGAUGCUGAAAAACACAAAAGAGUGAAAGAAACGUUUCUACCUAUCGGCCGCCUGCGCGAGGAGUUCAACAAGCUGUAUGAAUACCUUGAGGCUCUGGACAGUCCGAUUGUCUUCUCCCACAACGACCUUCUGCUCGGCAAUGUCAUUUACACGCAGAGCCUAAAUACCGUGAACUUUAUCGACUACGAGUAUGCCGACUACAACUUUCAGGCGUUCGACAUUGGCAACCACUUCGCGGAGAUGUGCGGCGUGGACGAAGUCGACUACUCUCGCUACCCGAAGCGCGAUUUCCAGCUGAAGUGGUUGAGGGUCUACUUGGAGGAGUACCUCCAGCGCAGCCACAUCCAAAGCCAGGAAGUCGAGCUGCUCUACGUCCAGGUCAACCAGUUUGCACUGGCAUCGCAUAUCUUCUGGACGGUGUGGUCCCUGUUGCAAGCUGAGCAUUCCACUAUCGAUUUUGACUAUGUUGGCUAUGCAUUUCUUCGUUACAAUGAAUACUUGGCCCGAAAGGUGGAGUUUUUGUCAUUGACUGCAGCAAAGAACAAUAAGUGAUUUCUUUCUCCCGGCCACUCACCGCAUUGGGAGUAACUAAAUUAUGUGCCCAGUGAUAUAUGUGUAAACUAAGGCUGGAACGGGUCUCAAUGUUAUACAUAUGUAUAUAAAACGUGUGUUCAGAAAUCAGAAACAAAAACUAGAGCAAACUUAAAUUAGUGUCGUGUUCGUGCCAGCCUUAGUGUAUGUACAGUGCUCACUCGAAACAGUGAACUAAGAAAAAACAAGGGUGUGCACUGAAACGAAUUUGUUCACUAUAACGAAUCACAAAAAAAUAAACAUAUUUUUAACAAAAAAAACGUUUUCAGCAACAAAGUACUUUUUUUUUAGUUUAAACGAAAAUUUUUUAAAAAUUUCACUUUUACCAAAUGUUUACAUAAUUAAGUGUUCACUCUUAAGGGAGAGCACUGUAUAUAUAAAGAAUUUGUAUAUGUUCUUUAAUUUGUAUAAAUUGAUAUUUUGUAGCCAUAAAUAAAACGAAGGUAUGUACUUUAAAAUAUAA
Messenger RNA from Drosophila gunungcola (fruit fly), 2196 nucleotides. It is a transcript of the gene eas, whose product is annotated as ethanolamine kinase. Gene Ontology annotation, molecular function: ethanolamine kinase activity. The coding region runs from base 243 to 1694 and encodes 483 amino acids. The transcript has 5 exons. Gene Ontology annotation, cellular component: cytoplasm. The record is from RefSeq and is a predicted model, not a curated record. Gene Ontology annotation, biological process: phosphatidylethanolamine biosynthetic process. Lineage: Eukaryota; Metazoa; Arthropoda; Insecta; Diptera; Drosophilidae.